Symbiodinium natans is the source of this 1086-nucleotide messenger RNA. Lineage: Eukaryota; Dinophyceae; Suessiales; Symbiodiniaceae. The record is from the annotation of a GenBank genome assembly.
AUGGUCGUGCUCAGCGUUGCCUCCGCUGUCGCCGUCUCGGUUCCGGAGGUGAAGGCCGUGACUUGGGCGGCCCAGUGGUGCGCCUUCCUCGAGGUGGUCUCUUCCAUCUUCUUCAUCAUGGAGUACGUGGUGCGGGUGGUGGGCUAUGGCCCACGACGCUGCAAGUACGUCGUCUCCUGCUUGGGGGUGGUGGAUCUGUUUGUGGCCCUGAUAGCCGUCCCCACCCUCAUCGACAAGCUGAUCGACUUCUGGAACAAAGGUUGCCAUUUGAACGGCCAGGAGGCUACUCGCGCGACGGGCUGCCUAGGUCACGUCUUCAGCGUCUACCACUUCCUCGAGUGCCUGCGCAUGAUGCGGCUGCUGAAGAUCCUCCAGUACAUCCGCGAGGUGCAGCUUCUGUCCUAUGCCCUCCGCAAGGACAUGCGCUUCAUUUCUGUCUUUCUCUUCGGCGUCUUUGUGGUGGUCCUUCUGCUGGGGAGCUGCUUCUAUGUAGUUGAGGGUGGCCAGAAUACCAUGAACUCCAUCCCGGCAGGGAUGUGGUGGGCCACCGUCACGAUCUGCACCGUUGGCUACGGCGACAUUGUGCCGGCCACGGUGCUGGGCAAGGUCAUCGCCAUGCUGAUCAUGCUCAUCGGGUACGGGCUUAUCGCGAUUCCCACGCUGAUCGGUACAUUCCAGACCCACAAGGCCCUCAGUCAGGCUUCCGGGUCGCUGCCCGAUCUGGCCAAGGACGGCUUAGUUCUCCUGCCUCCACGCGCCUCCGACUGCGACGCCGAGACGGGCCUCGUGCAGCCAGGGGCCGGGUUUGGGCUCCUAGAAGAAGCGAUCGGCGCUUGGUCUCAGAAGAACCAGGAGCCCUGCCCCCGCAGUGUGCUGGAGCAUUGGUUCUGCGUCGGGACCCAGCGCCUGUGUGAUGGGCACAGCUUCGUGGCCCAGGUCCAGAGGUCCUACUUGUCGAGUUCCUCCUGCGAGUUUGUGGUGUCCCUGUACUGCAGCAGCUGCUACGCAGACGAGACGAAGGAGAUUUUGGCGCAAGGCGGUGUCCGGUACUCCCACCGCGCGAAGGGCCAACAGGCCCCACUGUAG